CCCUCCGCGUCGCGCCGCCGAGCUCUGUCGGGCCGCCGCCGCCGCUGCCGCUGCUCCUCGGGCUCAGGGCCCGCGCGUCCCCGAAGACCGGAGGCAGCGGUGGGAGCCUUCGCGGGCACUGCAGAGCGGUCGGGGCGGCCGGGAUGGAGCCCCGCGGAGUGGACUGACGCGUCGUGGCGGGUCCGGCCUCGCUGGUGUCGUGGACGUCUUGAGCAGCGCAGACAUGGCUCACCUUAGGGGGUUCGCCACCCAGCACUCCCGCGUGGACCCCGAGGAGCUCUUCACCAAGCUCGAGCGCAUCGGCAAGGGCUCGUUCGGGGAGGUGUACAAAGGCAUCGACAGCCGCACCAAGGAGGUGGUGGCCAUCAAGAUCAUCGACCUGGAGGAGGCGGAGGACGAGAUCGAGGACAUCCAGCAGGAGAUCACCGUCCUGAGCCAGUGCGACAGCCCCUACAUCACCCGCUACUUCGGCUCCUACCUGAAGAGCACCAAGCUGUGGAUCAUCAUGGAAUACCUGGGUGGCGGCUCCGCGCUGGACCUGCUGAAGCCGGGGCCCCUGGAGGAGACCUACAUCGCCACCAUCCUGCGGGAGAUCCUCAAGGGCCUGGACUACCUGCACUCGGAGCGCAAGAUCCACCGCGACAUCAAAGCUGCCAACGUGCUGCUCUCGGAGCAGGGGGACGUGAAGCUGGCCGACUUCGGGGUGGCAGGGCAGCUCACGGACACGCAGAUCAAGAGGAACACGUUUGUGGGCACCCCCUUCUGGAUGGCCCCCGAGGUCAUCAAGCAGUCUGCCUACGACUUCAAGGCCGACAUCUGGUCGCUGGGGAUCACAGCCAUCGAGCUGGCCAAGGGCGAGCCGCCCAACUCGGACCUGCACCCCAUGCGCGUCCUGUUCCUCAUCCCCAAGAACAGCCCGCCCACGCUGGAGGGCCACCACAGCAAGCCCUUCAAGGAGUUUGUGGAGGCCUGCCUCAACAAGGACCCCCGAUUCCGGCCCACGGCCCGGGAGCUCCUGAAGCACAAGUUCAUCACGCGCUACACCAAGAAGACGUCCUUCCUCACCGAGCUCAUAGACCGCUACAAGCGCUGGAAGUCGGAGGGCCACGCCGAGGAGUCCAGCUCUGAGGACUCCGACAUUGACGGGGACGCAGAGGACGGGGAGCAGGGCCCCAUCUGGACCUUCCCGCCCACCAUUCGGCCAAGCCCACACAGCAAGCUGCACAAGGGGACGGCCCUGCUCGGCCCCCAGAAGCCCGCAGAGCCCGUGAAGCGGCAGCCACGGUCCCAGUGCCUGUCCACCCUCGUCCGGCCUGUCUUCGGGGAGCUGAAAGAGAAGCACAGGCAGAGUGGUGGAGGCGUGGGCGCCCUGGAGGAGCUGGAGAACGCCUUCAGCCUGGCCGAGGAGUCCUGCCCCGGCAUCUCAGACAAGCUCAUGGCACACCUGGUGGAGCGGGUGCAGAGAUUCUCUCACAACAGAAACCACCUGACGUCCAGCCGCUGAGCUCAGCCCGGGGGCAGCCUGUGCGACGGCCCGUGGCCACGCUGUGGAGCGGCAACCCCCUGCAGCCCCUGUCUCCGGCCUGCGGGCUGGCCCUCCACAGCUGUGGCCCCUUGGACCUGGCAUCGGCGGCCAGUGGCUCUGCCCGUCUCCACUCGCUGCCGGUGGCCGUGGCCCUGCCUUGUGUGUUGGCUCGGGCCCGAGUCCACAGCGUGCGUGCCGGCCGGCCGCCGCUUUCUGAGAGGACUGGACUUCACCCCUCGGUAGCCUGGGCCUAAGGUGGUAGUUUUCUAGCACACGGAGGCUCUUGCCGCUCUGAAUAAAGACCUGAGUCAGA
Sorex araneus (European shrew) is the source of this 1838-nucleotide messenger RNA. RefSeq names its product serine/threonine kinase 25 (gene STK25). Gene Ontology annotation, biological process: protein phosphorylation. The record is from RefSeq and is a predicted model, not a curated record. Gene Ontology annotation, molecular function: protein kinase activity; ATP binding. The coding region runs from base 224 to 1504 and encodes 426 amino acids. The transcript is spliced from 12 exons. Lineage: Eukaryota; Metazoa; Chordata; Mammalia; Eulipotyphla; Soricidae.